AUGCCGUGGGACAACUACGGCCACCACUUGUUCUCCCUGGCAGCACUUCUGGUGAUUGUGAGCUGCGGAGGAGGGGAGCAGCGCAGAGGGACGGAUAGCAGCAGCAGCAGCAGCACCAGCACCAGCAGCACAGGUGGCAGCAGCAGCAGUUCUGGAGGAAGUAGUAACCGACGCUUUCACAAGAUCCAGCAUGGCCAGUGCACCUAUACGUUCAUCCUGCCUGAGGGCGAUGGAGCCAGAGGGGGCUCCUGCAGGGAGGCGAAAGCCGGGAGCCCGCAGCACAGCGGCAACUCUCUCCAGAGGGACGCUCCGCCGCCGGAGCCCGACUUCCCCAACCAGAAGAUCCAGCAGCUCGAGCACAUUAUGGAGAAUUAUACCCAGUGGCUCCAGAAGAUUGAGAACUACAUCAAAGAGAGGAUGAAGACAGAGAUGGCUCAGCUGCAGCAGAGCGCUGUCCACAACCACACAGCAGCCAUGUUGGAAAUGGGCACCAACCUCCUCUCUCAGACGGCUGAACAGACGCGCAAGCUGACUAACGUUGAGACGCAGGUUCUAAAUCAGACAUCCAGGCUUGAGAUCCAGUUGCUGGAAAAUUCUCUCUCCACUAACAAGUUGGAGAAAGAGUUAAUGGUCCAGACCAAUGAGAUCAGCAAGCUACAUGACAAGAACAGCCAGCUGGAGCAGAAGAUGCUAGAAAUGGAGAUGCGACACCGCGAGGAGCUGGAGACGCUGAAGCAGGAGAAGGGGAGUCUCCACACCCUGGUGGGGAGGCAGAGCGGCGUCAUCGGGGAGCUGGAGACCCAGCUGAACCGGGCCACGGGGAACAGCACGGCCCUGCAGAGGCAGCAGCAGGAGAUGAUGGACACCGUCCACAACCUGAUCAACCUCUGCUCCAAAGAUGGAGCCGUGCCCAAUAGCACAAAGGUCGCGGACGAGGAGAAGCAGUUCCGCGACUGCGCCGACCUCCACCAGGCUGGCUUCCAUAAGAGCGGCGUCUACACCAUCCAGAUCAACCCUCAGGAGACCAAGAAGGUGUAUUGCAACAUGGAAACAGCCGGCGGUGGAUGGACGGUCAUCCAGCACAGAGAAGACGGCAGCGUGGACUUCCAGAGAACGUGGAAGGAUUACAAGAUGGGUUUCGGCAGCCUGCCCGCAGAGCACUGGUUGGGGAACGAGUAUGUUUACCAGUUGACCAGCCAGAGGCAGUACGCCCUCCGUGUGGAACUGACAGACUGGGACGGACACCAGGCCUUUUCGCUAUACGACCGCUUCCAAAUCGGCGGUGAGAAACAAAACUACAGACUGUUCCUGAAAAGCCACAGUGGGACUGCAGGCAGACAGAGCAGUCUAGUAAUCCACGGAGCAGACUUCAGCACCAAGGACAUGGACAACGACAACUGCAUGUGCAAAUGUGCCCUGAUGCUCACUGGUGGUUGGUGGUUUGAUGCCUGUGGCCCGUCCAACCUUAACGGCAUGUACUUCACCCAAGGACAACACAUAGGGAAGUUGAACGGUAUCAAGUGGCACUACUUCAAGGGCCCCAGCUACUCGCUACGAGCCACGGCCAUGAUGAUCCGCCCGCUGGACUUCUCCUAG
This is a messenger RNA of Cyclopterus lumpus (lumpfish), 1596 nucleotides long. It is a transcript of the gene angpt1, whose product is annotated as angiopoietin 1. The record is from RefSeq and is a predicted model, not a curated record. NCBI's taxonomy places the organism in Eukaryota, Metazoa, Chordata, Actinopteri, Perciformes, Cyclopteridae. The transcript has 9 exons. The coding region runs from base 1 to 1596 and encodes 531 amino acids. Gene Ontology annotation, molecular function: receptor tyrosine kinase binding. Gene Ontology annotation, biological process: Tie signaling pathway; angiogenesis.